AAUCUAGCCGACAAAAGUUUUUUAGAAGACCUGGUAGCAAUGAAUAUAGCUGAUUUGCAAGAUGAUAGUGAUACUAGCGACGAGGAUUAUGUUCCUGGUGAAAAGGCAGAAGAAGUUCCCUCAGAAGUUGAUUCGGAUGGUGAACCUGAAGAUCAAUUGUCCGAUCCUGAAAAUGUGGAAACAAGAGGUUUAAAAAGAAAACGCAAAAUCAAGAAAACAAAAAAAAAAUCCAAGAAAGAAUUUCAAGAGUCAGGAACAAGCACAGAAACAGAAACUAAAACUAAAGUAAAUGAAGAUGUAAAGAAAAAAGUUGAAGAUGAUAUAUGGGCUGAUUUUAUGAAAGACACUGGAUUUCAGUCCAGAGAUAGUAGACUAAGUGGAACAAGCCAGCCGACAAAGUUAGAAGUGCCAAGUUGUAAACCUGAAAUGAAGCAAACUGAAACAAAAAAAUCUCAUCCAGAAACAGUUAAAAUAACACAAAUAUUUGAGUUUGCAGGUGAGGAAGUGAAGGUGGAAAAGCAUGUUCCUGUAGAUUCAGCUGAAGCAAGACUUUGUCAACCUUCCAAUUCCAAUAGCCAAAAAACCCCAGUAAGAAGUAGUCUUAGUGGGAUAAGUAGUGUUUUAAGUCAGCUUGGUAAAAAAGCAAAAAUUAGCACUUUGGAAAAAACAAAACUGGACUGGGACAGUUAUAAAAAGCAAGAAAAUAUUGAGGAAGAACUUCAAAAUUACAAUAAAGGAAAAGAUGGGUAUUUAGACAGACAAGAUUUUUUGGAAAGAGCAGAUCAUCGAAGGUUUGAGAUUGAAAGGGAAAUAAGAACUAUUGAAAGAAACAAAAGGAUGAACAAUACUUUAUAAAUUGUAUGUAAUUGAAAAAAUAUAUGACAGUAUUUAUUGUCUUUGGUAUUUAUAUAGUUUAGUUUAUUCAUUGAUUUUACAAACUAUGUAAUUUAGAAUUAAAAUAUGUUUACUUCCAGUAAUAUUUUUACUUUUUAUUAUAUGAUUUAUUAUUUUUGUAGUAAAAACUUAAAAGACC
Brassicogethes aeneus is the source of this 1033-nucleotide messenger RNA. NCBI's taxonomy places the organism in Eukaryota, Metazoa, Arthropoda, Insecta, Coleoptera, Nitidulidae. The record is from the annotation of a GenBank genome assembly.